Messenger RNA from Chanos chanos (milkfish), 806 nucleotides. RefSeq names its product RNA polymerase II subunit J (gene polr2j). NCBI's taxonomy places the organism in Eukaryota, Metazoa, Chordata, Actinopteri, Gonorynchiformes, Chanidae. The record is from RefSeq and is a predicted model, not a curated record. Gene Ontology annotation, biological process: transcription by RNA polymerase II. Bases 45 to 398 code for a protein of 117 amino acids. Gene Ontology annotation, molecular function: DNA binding; protein dimerization activity. The transcript has 4 exons. Gene Ontology annotation, cellular component: RNA polymerase II, core complex.
GUCCGAUAGACAGCAAACUGCUCGUGCUAUAGCUAGUCGCAAAAAUGAACGCGCCUCCAGCCUUUGAGUCGUUUUUGUUGUUCGAGGGAGAGAAAAAAAUCACAAUUAUAAAGGACACCAAGGUACCCAAUGCCUGUUUAUUUACGUUGAACAAGGAGGACCACACUCUGGGCAACAUCAUUAGAUCACAACUGCUUAAAGACCCGCAGGUGCUCUUUGCUGGCUACAAGGUUCCUCAUCCGCUGGAACAUAAAGUUGUCAUUCGCGUCCAGACGACACCAGACUACAGUCCUCAGGAGGCUUUCACCAAUGCCAUCACUGAUCUCAUCAGUGAGCUCUCCUUAUUGGAGGAAAGAUUUAGGGUUGCAAUCAAGGACAAGCAGGAAGGAAUUGAGUGAUGAAGUCAAAACUGUUGGCAGCCACUGGCACUCACAGAAUCUCAUAAUGGACUCAGUAAAUUUCACCUCUUUAAUAGGACUCCUCUAUGUGAUAUGUGAACAAUAUUGUUCCUCACUGAAGUGGUAUUGUCAUCAUUCAAAACAUCCCUGACCAACUGAACAGCGUCACUGUACUCAAACUUAAAGGACAGUAACUGAAUAAGGUUUUCCUUUCUUCAUCCUCUUAAGACAUGAACAUACUGUACAUGGUGCAUAUUUGAUACUAUGUGAAAUCGGGAUUUUACUUCCAAACACAGUGUUCGGGACAUAUUUUGACCUAGCCCAAAUCUGAAAAAGCGCAAUGAUUUUUUUUUAUGGAUUAUUAUUUCACUGAAAUGUGAUGGAUAUAUUGCGUUAUUGUUGUAAAUG